CUCAGCGGUGUGGCUGGAGAAAGCAGGUAGUUUCACACGAAAAGUCACCGUGUGCGCGUGGCUCAAGUGUAAUAAACAUUUCCCAAAACACACGAUGAGUGAUUCAGAACAGCAGCAAGAAAAUGUUUGUGAGAAUGCGUGGCCUGAGAAUGGAGAGGAGUGGAGUGAUGCAGAGAAUGAGAGCAGCAUGGACUGUCAGCUCCUGCAGGCCAUGGCUGAGGAGGACGAGGACAUAAACGUCUACAACGAGGAGACCUUUGGGUUGGAUCCCGACCCCCACAGCACCACAGACUCUCUUGGGUUUGGCAGCGGUCCAUUUGGAGAACAGUUGCCUGAAACGUUGAUACCAGACCCCAAUCCUCCAUCUCUCCACAGCCCCCCCUUAUCACCGCCCAUAAAGAAGCCUCAGUUCCUGCUCAGGGCUGCCCCAUGGCAGCGCGGCAGAGGCAGGGGGCGGAGGGCAGGACUGGACAGGGGGCAGAUGUUCGAGGACCCAGCUGUGAUGAGGAUAGUGGAGGGCCGGCCAAGCCUCAUGAGUCUCGACAACGCUAUAGUAGACUGUGGGCCUGCCGUGUACCGGAACGCCUUUCAGAAUAAUAGGAUGACACCUUGCAGAAAAAACGUCAGGGUCUCGGGAUCAGUACUUCAGGACAGUGCCAUAGUGUGUGUGAUUGGUCACAGAGGCAGAGGUCAGCACAUGAACCACAGUUUCCUGGAGUUGCCACAUCCCAUCCCUUUCGGAGGCAGGAGAGGAGAGCCCAGAGGAUCCUUCAUCAGAAGACAUUUUUAUCAAAGAGUUCCCCCUCAGAUUCAUGCACCCAUGAUACCAGGAUCGCCCAUCUUCUCACGCCAGCCACUGACACCACGACCACAUUUUAACCAGACGGGGGACUUCAGGUUUCCUCCAAACCACCCUUGUCCCUCCUCUCCUCGGCCUCUGGCUCCCAAGGUAAUGCAGCUUCACUUCGGUACCAACUCCCCAAGACCCUCAACCUUUUACAGCCCUUCGUCUACCCCAGUGGAGCCUUUCCGGUACCCCGGUCCAGUCACGCAGCUCCAUCCUCAACACAAACGACUCCUGAGCCAAAAACAGCGGCUGUUCCAAAGAAAGUCUGAGGGCUGGGACCCUUACUGUCAUCUCAUGACCAUUAAAGAAAAGGAGUGGAUCACCCGGCUGCUUAUGAUUCAGCUGCAGAGUGAGAACCCGUAUCUGGAGGAUUACUAUUACCAGGAGUAUUAUCGUCGGAUAGAAGCCAAGUUGGCCGAGGAAGAGCUUGGUAUCCGGAGCAAGAAGGAGCCACUGAAGCUCACAACGCCUUACAUCACGAAAGUGGACGCCUACACUCCAGUGGUGCAUAUUGAAGGCUCUUUAGGCCAAGUUGCUGUGUCCACGUGUUAUUCUCCUCGUCGUGCCAUCAGUGCAGUUCAUGCAGUCCAAGCUCAAAGUCCGGUUGAGGAACAAAAAGACACCAGACAACAGCGGUUAGAGAUUCUAAACAAAAUAGAAAAGCUGUUUGGUGUUUUGCUGGAGGUGGAGGAAAUGGAGAGGAUGAAAAGCACAGUUUUGUCUGAAGCAGAAGAAGUGAGGUUGAGGGAGAAGACCCAGAGAAAAGUGGAGCGAAUCUAUUCACAGCUGCAACACUACAAGUCUGUUGAUUCAGGAGUGGAGUUUCUUCCUUUCCUGACCGUCUCAAAGGGUAAAAAGCUUCUCUCUCGUCUGCUCCCGUUCCUGAAACACGAUGCAGCAAUAAAAGUCCUGCACAUCGUGACCUCCAACCUUCCUACGCUGAUGAGCAAAGACACAGAGGAGGCCCUUCCCGUCCUCUACCCACCUCUCCGAAACGUGAUCACCAGCCUGACGUUCAGUCAGCUCAUCGUUGUCCUCAAAGAUCUGACUUCUUCAGAAUCGCUGUCAACAUAUGAGUGCCUCUCGCUGGCGUGUCAGAACAAGUUUGGACUGUCCUUGCUGUAUGCUCUUUUGUCCCACGGAGAGAAGCUGCUGUCCUCAGGUGUUCCUCUUGAGCCCAGCAUUGGAGACUUUGAGACUUGGACUGACAUAAUCUUCCAGGUGGCGGGACAACUGUCCCAGUGCUCACUGGUAGAACCGCUCCUGCUUCCCUCAAACCUGCUCACGCUCUUCUGUCGAUACCUCGACAAGCGUACUGUGCAUCAGCUAAGAAGCAACAUGGAGUCUGCGACUGGGUUCCUGGCUCUGCCUUCCUGAGGUGGAAGCUGAUGAGAUGUUCAGCUAAAGACCAGAUUGUUUGAACGCUGGAGUGAAGUAAAGCUGGGUCCUCGUGUCAGUAACACCAGAGGUUACAUAAUGUACCCAAUCAUUUUUUGGUCCGAUUACUUACCCUCACCCACUCCUUCACAUUUUUGCACCUCAUACAGUUUCCGUUUUUUUAUUUCAUUUAAUAAUCUAUACUUUUCCUCAUUUUGGUCUC
Molecule: messenger RNA, 2447 nt
Organism: Nematolebias whitei (Rio pearlfish)
Lineage: Eukaryota; Metazoa; Chordata; Actinopteri; Cyprinodontiformes; Rivulidae
Gene: patl2
Product: PAT1 homolog 2
Exons: 19
Coding region: 95-2224 (709 amino acids)
Biological process (GO): P-body assembly; deadenylation-dependent decapping of nuclear-transcribed mRNA
Cellular component (GO): P-body
Molecular function (GO): RNA binding
Source: RefSeq, a predicted model, not a curated record